Macrosiphum euphorbiae (potato aphid) is the source of this 1500-nucleotide messenger RNA. NCBI's taxonomy places the organism in Eukaryota, Metazoa, Arthropoda, Insecta, Hemiptera, Aphididae. The record is from the annotation of a GenBank genome assembly.
AUGGAUUCAUUAACGAUUAUUUUGACGACCAUCAUACUGCAAAAGCUCACGAAUGCGUUGGACGCGGCGGCCACCGUGUGCGAUAACGACAUGGCCUGCAAAUGCGCCAACAACACCGUGUCGUGCACGGCAUUACAACAAGAUGGAGCGUUCAUUCUCCCGUACGGCACACAAGUCGUACGUUUCGACGACGUUCCUAUCGCGGUCGUCAACAACAGCACGUUCGAAAACGGCAAACCACUGCGAGAAAUCACAUGGGUGGCGAGCAAGAUAAAAUUAGUGGAGGCAUUGUAUCACAGUGAUCUUAAGCACUUAGAUUUAUCUAGAAACGAUAUUUUUAAACUGUCGGAUGAUGCAUUCCACAACUGUCUUCGUUUAGAGUACAUAGACCUGUCUGACAAUCAACUGAAUAUUUUAUCGGACAACUUAUUUAUACACGCUAGCUCACUGGCAACGGUCAACUUGGAGAAAAAUCGUUUUAGUUCAAUAUCAGAAAAUUUGUUCAAACACACUAUCAAUUUGAAAAACCUCAGUAUAGGCAAUCCAAAUUUAUCUUUACUAGAUACAAAUUCAAUGACAAACUUGCACAAACUGGAAUACCUUAGUAUUCAAAAUUGCGGAAUAAGAAAUCUCAAUCAAAGUUCCUUCGGUGAACACAAUAUGUAUCUGUAUAGUGUUAUACUAAAUAACUGUACACAUUUAACAUCGAUUGACGACAAUUUCAUCAGUUCUUCGCCAAACAUUAAAAUUAUAGAAAUUAACGACUGUGGUACAAUUGAUUUCUUACCACCUAGCAUUGUUUCUCUAAAGAACCUACAACAUCUACGAAUGUCAAAUACAGAACUUCAACCAAAUUGUCAAAAUGGAUGGUUUAGCCAAUGGUUCAACAAUGAAACGACUACUGUAGUUGGUUAUGAAAAGUAUUCAAAUUUUAUUGAAUCACUGAAUGAAAUUAACUGCCCGCCAAAUAUAUACUAUACAAACAGUCCUAUUACGUUACAGUUAACCAAAAGAGGAAUCAUUAACUGCAUGGCUUAUGGAAAUCCACUUCCGGCAAUUACUUGGUUAGUGCCAGGCGGAUUAACAUUUCACGAAAAUAAACAAGCCGAUAUAAAUAUAUCACACCAUCCAAACGUCCAUAACUGGGAUCUAAAUCAAAUAGUUAGUCAAUCACUUUUAACUGACAAAAAUGGAUCUUUACAUAUUCUACGAAUGCUAAGAACCCAUAUUGGUAAUUAUACUUGCUAUGUAUCAAACAAAUAUGGAAACAGUUCUAAACUAGUGGAAGUGCAUCUAGACAGUGAAGUAUUUUUCAGUAUCAAAAUAAAUGCACUGUUAUUAGGAAUAUCGUCAGCAUUAGGAUUUUUAGUGCUAACUAUACUAUGUUGUGCUUUCAAGCUACUAUUAAUAAGACUGAAUUGUAUAAAAAAACGGAGUCAACAGACAGAAACAGAAAUGGGAUCUACAGAAAAACCAAAAAUUUUUCCAGCAGAUGUUUAG